Molecule: messenger RNA, 6357 nt
Organism: Trypanosoma conorhini
Lineage: Eukaryota; Euglenozoa; Kinetoplastea; Trypanosomatida; Trypanosomatidae
Product: activating signal cointegrator 1 complex subunit 3
Exons: 1
Coding region: 1-6357 (2118 amino acids)
Cellular component (GO): nucleus
Molecular function (GO): ATP binding; ATP hydrolysis activity; nucleic acid binding
Source: RefSeq, a predicted model, not a curated record
AUGCCCCGGAGGAAUUUGUGCCAGCAAUGCAAGUCGUACGACGAGGGUGCCGAGGAUCCCGGGGACAACAAGUGGUACUGCACGGCCUGCUGGUCGGCCUACAACGACGGCGACGGCAACGCCGCGAGUGGCGCGGCGAGGGGCCAUCGCCGUGGCGACAGGGAAAAUAAGCCCCAGAAGGAAGCGGCUCCGCGCCGGAAAAAGCCGACUAUCAUGAACAGUUGGGGCCACGACGCUCAGGCCGCCCUGCGUCGACUGGAGGGCAUGUACGCAAGCUGCUCUCAUCAACGACGUCCCAGCACCUACGCGACAAGCCUGCUGGAGGAUGUGUUGACGGUCAUGGCUGACACGGAGAAGCAGCGGCGCACAAGUUCCUUUGUUGGGCAGUUCAUGCAGCGGCAGCAGACCAUCACGGUGGUGUCGCAUUCUGGAGAACCCAUUUCACCACGUGGCGAUCGCGUGGGAAGUGUGGGACGCUCCGCAUACCAGGAGAGCCGCAAGGUUCCGCUGGAUAUGCUGCUCUCGAGCGUGGACGAUAUAGUGUCGCAAAUAUACGUCUGCUUUGAUGAGAGCAUGACGCAAAUUAUUCUGAAUGCCCUUGACAAGGUCACGGCGUGUGACACAGAGAAGCAACGAGAUGCGGCGCGGGUGCGUGCCAUUGACGAACUGCUGCAGACCCUUGGCGACGAGCACUACGACCUCCUCCAGUGCGUCAUGCACCGACCGCGUGACAUCUUUCUGCGUCUCCUGGAGGAGUUCUGCACUCUGGAGGACGACGAUGACGGGCCGGACGCCCGAAACAGUUCCUCCACCUCUCCACAACACGCACUAGCACUUCGUUUUGUGAAGACAGCGAAGCAGCGCUCAGCGAUGCGGGAGGUGGAGUUUGCGCGCAAUGGGGAAACGGUGGAUCAGCGUUGGCUGGCGCACAUGACACAGCGGUAUCGACAGCUCAUGCGGGAGUCGGAGUUGGAUCAGAUCUUUAAGCGUGAUCUUAGCGUCACUGGCUCUUCCAUGGCCAGCGGGUUCACUGUGACGCAGAAGAAGGACCACCUCCGCAUUCAUGUCCCUCCACCUGCCCAGAAGGUGAUGCCUGUGACUGAGCGCGUGUGCGUUGCCACAUCCCUGCCGGCGUGGACACACGCGGCCUUUCUCAGCGUCACGCACCUCAACACCAUUCAGACCACGCUCUUUCGAACAGCCUUUUACACGUCGCAGAACAUGCUUGUGUGUGCCCCGACGGGCGCGGGCAAGACGAUUUGUGCCCUGCUGGUGAUGCUGCGCUGCAUUCAGGAACACUUUGAGGAAGGGACGUUGAAUCGUGACUUCAAAAUAAUAUUUAUUGCCCCCAUGAAGGCACUUGCACAAGAGAUGGUAGAGAAUUUCUCACGCCGUUUGGCACCAUUUGCCAUGGUGGUGCGGGAGCUCACGGGCGACAUGCAGCUGACCAAGCGAGAGAUCGCCCAGACGCAGGUGAUUGUAACCACACCAGAGAAGUGGGAUGUCAUCACGCGCAAGCAAAGCAACGAAGACUUUGUUCAACAGGUCCGACUGAUUAUUAUUGACGAGAUUCAUUUGCUAAAUGAAGACCGCGGUCCUGUGUUGGAGGCCAUUGUUGCUAGGACCCUGCGUCAGGAUGAACUGCAUGCAGACCAACGGCAGCCGACGCGCCUUGUUGGCCUCUCUGCGACGCUGCCAAACUACAAGGAUGUAGCCAACUUUUUGCAGGUCGAUCUCGAGGAAGGACUCAAGGUGUUUGGGCCUGAAUACCGCCCAGUACCACUUGAGCAGACGUUUCUUGGCCUGCACACCGGCGCAAAAGACAAGGAGCAGCAGCUAGAUUGGCUUGCGUACACGGAGGUGGUAAGAAAUGUGCGUGAGGGACACCAAGUGAUGGUGUUUGUACACUCGCGGAAGCAAACCGUUGGGCUUGCCAAGUACUUUGUCGGGGAGGCGACGAAACACGCCCAGGACAGUUUGUUUAAACCGAGCGGCACCUUGCCGAGUGAGGCGGUGAAGCGGGGCUGCAGCCUGCAAGGCCGCGACCUCACAAGUCUCUUCUCGGCCGGCUUUGGCGUUCACCACGCCGGUCUGAUUAGACACGACCGCACCACGACGGAGGGCUUGUUCCGCGACAGGUUCAUAAAGGUGCUUGUCUGCACCAGCACCCUUGCAUGGGGCGUGAAUCUGCCAGCACACACCGUUAUCAUUCGCGGGACCCGUUUGUAUGACCCAAGUCGUGGGGGUCUUGUUCCCAUCUCCGUCCUUGACGUGAUGCAGAUCUUUGGCCGCGCAGGUCGACCGCAGUACGACACAAGCGGCCACGGCAUUAUUGUGUCGGACGAGAAGGACGUGGGGCACUACCUUCGCCUGCUGGCCAACGCGCUUCCCAUUGAAAGCCAACUGCAGAAAAAUCUUGCCGACCACCUCAAUGCGGAAAUCCACGCCGGAACCAUCUCCUCCAUUGUGGAGGGCUCCAGGUGGUUGGAGUACACGUACAUGUGGCAGCGGCUGCGGGUGAAUCCGCUCAUGUACGGCUUGAAAAUCGCAGCCGUGCGCCGCGAUCCGAAGCUCAAAACCGUGCGCUACGAACUCGUAAGUAAGGUUGCGGAGGAGCUGGCGAAUACUGGUAUGAUUCGCUACAACCAACAGACAGGUGCGGUUGAUACGACAGAACUAGGACGCAUCGCAAGCCAUUAUUACAUUUCACAUGAGACUAUUGCGACAUUUAACCAAAAGCUGCGGCGACCAGAUGAGACAUGGAUCGAUAGCCUGGAUAUGGGUGCGGCCAUGGAUGUCAUCGCUUCCGCAAGUGAGUUUUCGCAGUUGCGUGUACGACAGGAGGAGCUUGACGAGUUGCAAAAGAUACACUCCAUGCUGCCCAAGCAGGUGCAGCGCUACGCGAUUGUCGGCGAAAGCACUGAUGAGACAAGCGUCGAGUGGAAGGUAACAACCCUCAUGAAGGCCUACAUUAGUCGGAUUCACGUUGAUAUGCAUUCCUUGGCCUCGGACGUCAACUAUGUGGUGCAAAAUGUGCCUCGUAUUUCGAGGGCACUGUUUGAGAUUGAGACGCAGCGCGGACAUCCCUUGACCACGGCCGUGUUUCUGACCCUUUGCAAGUGCAUGGAGCGGCGUUGCUGGGAGUUUGAGCACCCCCUGAGACAGUUCAACGUGGACUUCACAGAUGCCGUCCAGAGGCACCUUGAGCAGAAGCGACCGAGCAUGAUGCUGCUGGAGGAGCUGACAGCGCGUGAGAUUGGGUCGUUGGUGCACAACCAACGCAUGGGUAGCGUGAUCGCCGGGUUGGUGGCGUCGUUUCCCGCCGUGAACCUCAGCGUUGAUGUUCAGCCCAUCACACGCACAAUUCUUCGUGUGAAGAUAACCAUCACCCCGACCUUCACCUGGAACAGCCGUCAUCACGGCUCCGUGGAGCAGUUCUGGCUCUUCGUUGAGGACCAGGACAACAAUUUCAUCUUCCACCAUGAGAUGGUCUUGCUGAAGCGGAAAGAGGUGGAGAUGGGCUUGCCGGUCAUCGUCGACCUCUCGGUUCCAAUUGUUCCCGAGUACGAGAUGUACUCGGUACGCUUUUACAGUGACCGUUGGCUCGGCAGCCAGGAGGAUUUCACGUUUUCUAUCGGGCACCUGCACCUGCCGGAGGAUACGCAAGUGACGACGCGGCUGCUGCCUCUCGCGCCUCUCCGUCGUGAAGUGAUUCCAGAAGCCUACCAAGCCAUUUACGAAAAAUUCCCACAGUUUAAUGCGGUGCAAACGCAAGUGUUUCACGCCUUCUUUCACACGGACAGCAGUAUUUUCCUUGGAGCUCCGACGGGUAGUGGCAAGACUGUGGCGGCGGAGAUGGCGAUGCUGCGCGUCUUUGAGAAGUGUCCCCCCGGGUCGAAGAUUGUGUAUAUUGCCCCGCUGAAGGCGCUUGUGAAGGAGCGGGUGCGAGACUGGACCGCACGAUUUGAUCGGCGUCUCGGUCGACGUGUGUUGGAGCUCUCCGGUGACGUCAACCCCGACAUCGCCGCCUUGGUGCGGGCGGACAUUUUAUGCACAACGCCCGAGAAGUGGGACGGUCUCUCGCGCAAUUGGCAGGUGCGCCGCUACGUGACGGCGGUUCGUCUGGUGGUCUUUGACGAGAUUCACAUGCUUGGCUCUGACCGUGGCCCAAUUCUUGAGGUGAUCGUCAGCCGCAUGCGAUACAUUGGCUGGCAUCGUAAGGCACCCAUCCGUCUCGUUGGUCUCUCCACCGCCGUGGCGAACCCGGCCGAUCUCAGUUCUUGGCUUGGCAUCCAAGAGAGAUGGGCGGUGUUUAACUUUGACCCUUCUGUGCGGCCGGUGCCAAUGCGUGUGUACAUAUCUGGUCACCACGGCAGCCAAUACUGUCCUCGCAUGGCGGCGAUGAACAAGCCAGUGUAUAAUGCGAUAUGUGAGAAGAGCCCCAACAAGCCUGUUAUUGUGUUUGUCUCCUCGCGGCGGCAGACGCGACUGACGGCAAUGGCUCUCAUUGGAUUUCUGUUGAUGGAGCAAAACACGGCCAAGUUUGUGCGCAUGGACGUGGAGGAGGUUACCGCACUCACCGAGAAGAUCAGCGACGUCAACGUGAAGCACUGCAUGCAGUUUGGUAUUGGCAUUCAUCACGCCGGCCUCCUGGAGGGAGACCGCACGGAGGUGGAAAACGCCUUUCUUCUUGGGAAGUUGCAGAUUCUAGUGGCGACGUCGACGCUUGCGUGGGGCGUCAACUUCCCCGCACACAUGGUCGUGGUGAAGGGCACAGAGUACUACGACGGGAAGGACAAGAGCUACGUGGACUACCCUAUCACAGACGUGCUGCAAAUGAUUGGUCGAGCGGGCCGUCCACAGUACGAUGAUGAGGGAAUCGCACAGGUGUUGUGCCACGAGCCCAAAAAAGGUUUCUACCGCAAGUUUCUCUACGAUCCCUUUCCGGUGGAGAGUGCGCUGCAUCAACAGUUGCAUGUACACAUCAACGCCGAGGUUGUGGCUGGAACAAUCGCGUCUCGACAGGACGCCGUGGACUACUUGACGUGGACGUACCUCUUCCGUCGACUCGUGAAGAACCCGUCGUACUACGGCGUGGAGGAUCGCUCGCCGAAGGCGGUCACAAUUUUUAUCUCCAACCUUAUCGCCAACGUUUUGGACGAGCUUGAGGACUGUGGCUGCAUCGCCUCGCCUGAGGAGGAGGCGGAGGAGGAGGAGGAUCGUAAGGGGGCAAAUGCCGCUGACAGUGACGGUGAAAAAGACCCGGACGCGUUGACCUGCACUGUCCUCGGCAGGCUAUGCUCUUACUAUUACCUCUCACACAAGACAGUCCGUUACUUUGACCACCACAUUCAUGCUGACAGCUCGCACUUUGAUGUGCUGAAGGCGCUGUGUGAGGCGGAGGAGUUUAAUGAGAUGCCUGUGCGGCACAAUGAGGACAAACUCAACCUGAUGCUCAGUGAAUCCUUGCCACUGCCAAUCAAUCCAAACAACGCGGAGUCACCCCAUGUGAAGACGUUUCUGCUUUUCCAGGCGCAUUUCGAGCGGGCCACUUUGCCCGUCUCGGAUUACUACACGGACCUGAAGUCGGCUCUUGACAACGCCGUGCGUGUAGUGCAGGCGAUGGUUGACAUUACCUCAAACAACGGGCACCUGUACGCCGCGCUACGCUGCAUGUCGUUGCUGCAGUGCAUCGUGCAGGGCCUGUGGUGGCACUCCAGCACUCUGCUUCAGAUACCGCAUGUCACGGCGGCGAUGCUUCCCACGAUUGCCGCACGUUGCGGCAACCUUGAACACGCGGCUCAAGUUGCGAAUAGUUCAUUUGCCGCAGUGCAAACACUACAAGCGGUGCUGCGCGACGACUGUGGUUUGAGUGCAACGCAGCUCCGUGAGGCGAUGGCGGCUGUACGCGGGUUCCCUCUCAUUGAGGUGCGACUGCGUCUCUCGCGAAUGCUCGCGUCGAGUUCGAAGAACGGUGCUGAGGAACACUUGGGAGCUGGGGCAGGAGUGGCUGCCGCUGCGGAAUACGCGUUGACGGUGCACCUCACACGUCUUUCCCUGCAAACCAAACAUGUCGUUGCCCCACACUUUACGAAGCCGAAGGACGAGCAGUACUGGCUCGUGGUGGGUUAUGAGAAGACAGGGGAGUUAAUCGCCUUGAAGCGCGUCAACCGACUGGCGAAUCGCGUGGAGGCGACUUUGCAUUUCGACUGGGACGACGACUGGGCCGAGUUUGCAGAGGGCGGUGCGGUGGCUCUCAGCCUGUACCUCGUGUGCGACUCGUACGUGGGACUUGACCAGCAGUACACCUUCAGCGUGCCGCUGCCCACCGACGCGCGACCCGACGGGGGCGGGUAG